Messenger RNA from Bufo bufo (common toad), 1070 nucleotides. RefSeq names its product sideroflexin 1 (gene SFXN1). Gene Ontology annotation, cellular component: mitochondrial inner membrane. Lineage: Eukaryota; Metazoa; Chordata; Amphibia; Anura; Bufonidae. The transcript has 11 exons. The record is from RefSeq and is a predicted model, not a curated record. Gene Ontology annotation, biological process: monoatomic ion transport; serine import into mitochondrion. Gene Ontology annotation, molecular function: monoatomic ion transmembrane transporter activity. The coding region runs from base 102 to 1070 and encodes 322 amino acids.
AGGAGCUGAGCCACCGCGGCAGAGGGGCUGGCAGUGCUGGGAGAGAAGCGGAGGAGAGCAUCUGCUGCAGGACUCAUUGCACAGCUACUAGUUUUCAAAAAAUGUCAAGCGAAUUAUCCCAAAAUAUUAACAUCAAGGAACCUCGCUGGGACCAGAGCACAUUUGUUGGAAGAGCAAAACAUUUCUUUACAGUAACCGACCCAAGGAAUAUCCUUCUGUCAAAUGACCAGCUGGAACAUGCCAGACACAUUGUUCAUGACUACAGAAAUGGAAUUGUGCAGCCUGGACUCACAGAAGAUGAAUUAUGGAGAGCAAAGUACGUGUAUGACUCUGCCUUUCACCCGGAUACUGGUGAAAAGAUGAUCCUUAUCGGAAGGAUGUCCGCUCAGGUACCGAUGAAUAUGACUAUCACAGGAUGCAUGAUGACAUUUUACAGGACAACUCCAGCCGUGAUCUUUUGGCAGUGGAUUAACCAGUCUUUUAAUGCCAUCGUUAACUACACAAAUCGUAGUGGAGAUGCUCCCAUCACUGGAAGCCAACUGGGAACAGCUUAUGUUUCUGCCACCACAGGUGCUGUUGCCACAGCUCUAGGACUUAACGCACUAACCAAGCAUGUUUCGCCACUAAUAGGAAGAUUUGUUCCUUUUGCUGCUGUUGCUGCUGCUAACUGUAUCAACAUCCCAUUAAUGAGACAACGGGAAUUGAAACAUGGUAUUCCUGUCACAGAUGAGAAUGGCAACCGGAUUGGAGAAUCUGCCAAUGCUGCUAAACAAGCCAUCACUCAGGUGGUCGUCUCUAGGAUCCUUAUGGCUGCUCCAGGCAUGGCGAUUCCUCCAUUUAUAAUGAACAGCUUGGAAAAGAAAGCUUUCCUCAAGCGCUUUCCAUGGAUGAGUGCCCCUAUACAAGUAGGAAUAGUGGGAUUCUGCUUAGUAUUUGCAACUCCUCUUUGCUGUGCAUUAUUUCCCCAGAAGAGCUCAAUGUCUGUGUCCGGACUGGAGCCUGAACUGCAAGCACAAAUUAAAGAGAACAGUCCGGGCUUAGAGAGGGUGUACUUCAAUAAAGGAUUAUAA